Mesocricetus auratus (golden hamster) is the source of this 8728-nucleotide messenger RNA. It is a transcript of the gene Pax5, whose product is annotated as paired box 5. The record is from RefSeq and is a predicted model, not a curated record. NCBI's taxonomy places the organism in Eukaryota, Metazoa, Chordata, Mammalia, Rodentia, Cricetidae. The transcript is spliced from 10 exons. Bases 1161 to 2333 code for a protein of 390 amino acids. Gene Ontology annotation, molecular function: RNA polymerase II cis-regulatory region sequence-specific DNA binding; DNA-binding transcription factor activity, RNA polymerase II-specific. Gene Ontology annotation, biological process: regulation of transcription by RNA polymerase II; anatomical structure development.
GGCCGGAUGCCCCGGUUCUGAUUGGCUUGAUGGGGCGUGAUUGGCAGGUGAGCUCCCGCCCCGCCCCCGCCCGGAGGGAGGCUGAGCCCCGGGCGGCGCUGUCCACACGCAGCGGGUCCUGAAAGCGGCUCCGGGGCGGCGCGGUGGCGCACUGUGCGCGCCGAGCAGGCGGAGGGCUAGCGCCGGCGGCGGCGGCGGCGGCAGCGCGGACAUUAGAGCCGGCAGGGGUUUCAUCUCAGCACCGACAGCCCUGGCGGCCCCGGCGGCCCCGGCGGCAGGGACCCGCAUCCUCUGCUGCGCCCCUCGCUCACCGCUGGGCAGACGCGGCGGCUGUCCCGGAAGAGGCAAGCCGGGGACAGUCCACCCGCAUCCCCGAGAGCGGGCAGCGGGGAGCCAAGAGUUGGCAGCGUGAGGCACGGCCGGGAGCGAAGGGGCCGGGAGCCUCGGGGCCCGCGGGAACUUUGAAGGCGGCGCGUCCCGGGCUUCGAGGGCUGCAGUUCCGGGGCGCUCCGGGCGCCCAGCCUCAGCAGCUACAGCAUCUCCGCGUCUGCCGCGGCCCCUGCGCGGCCGGAGAGGGAGUUCUCCGCAACUUCGUCGGAGACGUCGGAGAGCCGGCAGGAGAGAGGUGCAGGGGCUCGUCCCGCCCCAGAGACAAGGAGCAGCGGGAGACAGGAAGGCUCUGGCGGAGGCCGAGGGGUGGACAGUCGCUCGAAGCAGCGAGACGGAAGCAGCCUGGCAGCCCGCGGGCCUCGCUGCCCCGGAGUGAGACGAAGGGCCGUGUGCUCGCGGCCUCUUGCACGCUUCUGCUCCGUCGCCGAGCGCCGCUAGCAGUCCCGGAGGCGGGCCCCUGCGCUAUGCCCUCGACGCCGCGGGCUCCUGGGCCUCUGCUUCUAGGGUGUGGGCCGGGAGCCGCCGUCUGAGCCCGUCAGGGAGCGAAGCCAGCUGCAGUUGGGCGCCCGCUCCCAGACCAACUGGCUGAGCACCAUUUCCCGCCUCUCGGCUCAGCUCUCCGCGACCUUCCGCAGGAGGCUUGGAGAGGGACUCCCGCACCGCUGCAGAGGUGUUUUUUGAGUACAGCUCACAUAGUGCCUGCCUCCCUGAGCAGCCCUUUGGCGCCGAGAGGCAGCGGCGUGGGCCGACCUGCAGUCUGGAGCGCCCCGAUGGAAAUACACUGUAAGCACGACCCGUUUGCAUCCAUGCAUAGACAUGGAGGAGUGAAUCAGCUUGGGGGGGUUUUUGUGAAUGGACGGCCACUCCCAGAUGUAGUCCGCCAAAGGAUAGUGGAACUUGCCCAUCAAGGUGUCAGGCCCUGCGACAUCUCCAGGCAGCUUCGGGUCAGCCAUGGUUGUGUCAGCAAAAUUCUUGGCAGGUAUUAUGAAACAGGAAGCAUCAAGCCGGGAGUGAUUGGAGGCUCCAAACCAAAGGUGGCCACUCCCAAGGUGGUGGAGAAGAUUGCUGAGUAUAAACGCCAAAAUCCUACCAUGUUUGCCUGGGAGAUCCGGGACCGGCUGUUGGCAGAGCGAGUGUGUGACAACGACACCGUGCCCAGCGUCAGCUCCAUCAACAGGAUCAUCCGGACAAAAGUACAGCAGCCCCCCAACCAGCCAGUCCCAGCUUCCAGUCACAGCAUAGUGUCCACGGGCUCCGUGACGCAGGUGUCGUCAGUGAGCACCGACUCUGCAGGCUCCUCGUACUCCAUCAGUGGCAUCCUGGGCAUCACGUCCCCCAGUGCCGACACCAACAAGCGCAAGAGGGAUGAAGGUAUCCAGGAGUCUCCAGUGCCAAACGGCCACUCACUUCCCGGCAGAGACUUCCUGCGGAAGCAGAUGCGGGGAGAUCUGUUCACGCAGCAGCAGCUGGAGGUGCUGGACCGUGUGUUUGAGAGACAACACUACUCAGACAUCUUCACCACCACGGAGCCCAUCAAGCCAGAGCAGACCACAGAGUAUUCAGCCAUGGCCUCACUGGCUGGAGGCCUGGACGACAUGAAAGCCAACUUGACAAGCCCCACCCCUGCUGACAUCGGAAGCAGCGUGCCAGGUCCACAGUCCUACCCCAUUGUUACAGGCCGCGACUUGGCAAGCACGACCCUCCCCGGGUACCCUCCGCACGUCCCCCCCGCUGGACAGGGCAGCUACUCGGCACCCACGCUGACAGGAAUGGUGCCUGGGAGCGAAUUUUCUGGAAGCCCGUACAGCCACCCUCAGUAUUCCUCCUACAAUGAUUCGUGGAGGUUCCCCAACCCAGGACUGCUUGGCUCCCCGUACUAUUACAGCGCUGCAGCCCGAGGAGCCGCGCCACCCGCCGCAGCCACCGCCUAUGACCGCCACUGACCCUCAGAGCCACGUGGGCACCAAUUCUUACAACUCGUAUCAACCCCAAGACAGACAGAGAGGCCCAACAGGUCCGUCUCCCACCCCCGUCCCACACACACGUGAAGCAUCCUCCCUCCAUUUCUUCCCCCCCAGGAUCCAGGUAGGGCUGUUGGACUUCUGGAUUCUUAUCCGUUUCAAGAGCCAAUUGACGAGCUUCUCCCAGUGGUGACAGGGUCUCUGCUGUUCUGAAGACCUUCGCAGCCAAGCCCAGCCUGCCAGUCCUCCUGAAUGUCUGACCAUCUGUGGGUCUCAGCCACAGCAGGCCUGGAAAGGAGAAAUGGCUUUCGAUGCUCCACAACACCCAUGUAAAUACCUUCUUGCUUCCCUGUGGACCUGAGGGUCUAACAGAGCAGAUCACCCCCAGCCACGGUGCAUCAUGGGAUAUCUUCCAUCUCUGCACAGAACACCCCCCUCUACCCUGGUGCCCUGUCAGGUGUCUCAAAGCUGUCUUUGAAACUGACAGUGCCCACCUUGAGGAUGCCUGGCCUCGAGUUCGCCCCACUUCUCGAAUAUCUGCAAGGCUCGCUGGUGGUCACGGUGCAAGCUUCUCCUGAGGUUCCCCCAAGAGGAAUACACUUCGGGGAGACACCCUGGCCUCUUGCCUCCAUUUCCACGGGGCCACUGUGGUGUCAACAGUCCUUUUUUUAGUCAAGGGACUCCAAGAGAACUUUUCUGGGACAGCUGCUUCCCUAAUGUAGGAGGUCAUCCAAGCACUGAUGGCAUUGAAUGCUAUCCGGAUCAAGACCAUUGGACCCAGGCCAGGAUCCUCCUGGCCCCUGAACCACCAAACUCAGUAUGUUUUCUGAGACAUGCCUACGCUCAAAUCAUGUUGAACAUCAGCCAUGGGCACUCCAUAACUGUCCUUUGGGACCCCAGCAACUGGAUUCUGGGCGAGCCUCUCCCAGCCAUAGAGACACUGGCUAACAGAAAAACGGACUGAUGCCUGCACUAAGGGCCAACACACCCUGCAGGCAUCACCAGGACCCCAGCUUCCUCUCAAGCAGCCCUGCCACCCUUGGGUGCACAGAGUGUGGAGGACAUGGAGGUACUGGGGGGGGUGGCAGGUGCCCAACUUACACCCGCAGGCCAGUGUGUUCAUAUGAGGUGUCGAGACGGAACUCACCGUGGGAAAGGCAGAGGGGUGUGUGAGAGACAGAGAAAGGGCUGGGGGAGGGGCAGGAGAAGCAAUGAGGAACUGGCGAGUGACUUGAGGACGGGUUUGAGUCUGGGGUGCCCGGGGAUACAGUUUAUUGAUCUGGAACCUCUGUUCUCCGCACAGUCCCUCUUGCCAACUCAGAAUAGGAGAGACGAACCCCUGUCUAAACUGAAACUGAAAAUUGCAAUGACAGCAAACGAACAUUUCUCGUGACAGCGUCCCUAGGGGCUGCUGUCUUGUGGGACCUCAGCCCCUUCACCUCUCCGAGUCUCCGCCGGGCUGACAGCUGGCUUACCUCACUAUUUUCCCUCCUCUCCCUUCCUCCCAGGGGGCUGAGGCGGUGGCAGUGUCACCUGGGUCAGGCCCUCACUCUUGCUGGUGUUCCAAACAAGUGUACAACAAGAAUGGGAACCGAAAAGACGCAAAAGAUCUCAUUUAGUUCUGAGAGGAGACUGAGGCCCAGCUUAGGGAAGCCCAAAGCCAGACAGGGGACCAAACAGACCCCCCCCCCCCCAGCGCUUUGUGUCCCAGUACCUUCCACGGGCAGUGGGACAAAAGGAGAAACUGAGGUUCGGUAAAUGGAGUCCCCACUGACUGGCAGAAGUAGCACUGGGACUUGGCCCCCUCCUCACUCAUGGUGAUCGCUGUCACCUCCAUCUACCCUCCUCUCUGGGGGGAGAAGGUGACAGUGAAGACGGCGGGAGUAACGUUUGUCCCAGUACUUCAGAUCAGGCUUCUGAUCUGGUAGAGCUGCCAAGGAUCCCUGUCAGCAGGCCAGAGGCAAGGCCCAUGAGCUUAAGGCAGCCUCGGUGACUUGCCUUCAGCCUUGGCUUGUCAGCCAAGGCAGGAGAAGGUUCCGUCCUCAUUCCCUCUCUGUCCCAUGCCGCUGCUCUCUUAUAGUGAUGCUCACCCUGGCCAUAGUUCCGAGCUGCAAGAGGGCAGCUUCCCUCCCUGUACAGCCUUCAGUGUGCACACCUUCCUCCCUCAGCUAAGCCGCAGUGCUCCCUCCCCGCCACCUGAUCUUGCCUGUAUAAGCAAGUCUGUGUCUUUCCUCUCUCGCCUGAGGUGCUGCUGGGCCUCAGCCUGGAGUCGUAUUUAUUAGACAGCCCCGUGGUUCCUGGGAUGCCAGGCACAAGGGCAAGAGGCCCAAUGGCUGUUCAGGCACGCACGGCUCUCGCCAGCUCCUUGAGACGCAGGUGCGUGUGAGUGUUCCCACAUUGCACACCUGCUCUCUCUAGCGCCCUCACACUGCAGCUGCACAUGCCAGAGAACUCGAGACGGAGUCUGGGGCUUCACCAGUGCCACGGCAGAAGGCCUGGCUAUUCCUCCGGGGGCCUUCAGUCCUGGUUGAACCUCAUGAAACCAGAUCUUUCCACAGCGUUUGUCUAGCUCCAGCAUGGGAACUUGCGAUGCUCCAACAGCCCCUGUGCCAAGGCACCUCCUUAGAGAUUGUGCCUUCCUGACCAGCACUGUGCAGUGCUGUGCAGUGCUCCACUGCCCCAUGGGGUAGAGACCCCGACGCCCGAGGCUCACUGUGAAAGUAAGGAUGAAGCGAAUCUGCAGAUCUCUGAGCCAGUCUUUGCCCACAAGUUGGUCUCCCAUCAUGAAAUGUGUGGCUUGAAGACACGCACCCCUUAGUCCUCCGUAAAUCCCCAGACAUACAACGAGGAAAGAAAGAACAGAGCCCAAAAGCUGGUCCAGUCACAGGAAGGGUCUGGGUACUGGUGGACUGACACUUUCAAUCUUUACCUGAAUUCACACAAACACUUCUGAGUGUUCACACGGAGCCUUUCCCUGCUGUACCCUGGGGCUCCUAGGGCAGUGUGUCCAAGUCCAUGCCACAGUCGCUGGCAGGGCCUGGACACAAGCCUGCUCUGGCUCUCAGAGCAUAAGGCAGCAGUUCCACGAGCCAUCUCCUGUCUCUUUUUUCUGCCCUUUCUACUUUAGAACAAACUGUGGCAGUGCGCAAGGCUGCCUGGCUAGAGCUUGUCCUAUCCAGACGGCAGCAUCUGAGGCCAGACAGGUGGUUUGAGGCCGCCCUCCGGGCAGGGUACAAAACAGCAGGGUGUGGUGCAUCCCCCAGAUAUCUAGAGCAGGAUUGGCAUCUUCAUAGUGAAAAACACUCUGCUGGCCCAAAGAAAAAGAGGUCUGUGGGCUGAACCGGGCCGGUCAGCCAGACUUGUGAGCCACCGUCUAUUCUCUCCGUCCUCAUUCUCGCGUGAACUCUGGGAGAAGGCGAGAGGAGAUAAGAGGUGUGCAAACCGUUUGGACGUUGGGAGUGGUGGUGGGGGGAAGAACAUAGGUGGUGGGCGUGAGGGGAGCUGUUGGGUUUCUACUCGUAGAGCUCCAGAUGUGGCCACAAGGCAUUGAGGGGUGACAUCCCUUAAUGAGUCAGGCUUCAGAGUGGCUGCUGUGCCCUCGGCAGCCUUAGCUCCAUUCACCCCCCUUGUAGGUGACAUUUCAGAAUUUAACUCCAAGCCAUGGAGACCAAAUCUUAAAAAUAAACCGAGCACUCCCAAACAAAUACUAGGAACAAGCAGCGUAGGAACGGCCGUCUCCCAGGAGACCCCUGCACAGGCCAGGCCAGGCUAGAGUAGGCUGACCCCAUAAGUCUCUGAGUUAGACCAGCUCCAUGGUGGCCCUGGCCUUGUCACCCAUCUGGAGUCUGCCUGUGAUGGUUUCAAGGCACACAGUGGUGAACCUGGGUAAAUUUAUUCCUUUAAUGUCUUAGCCUCCAAAAGGUCCAAGGCAUGUGCAUUUCUUAAGAGGAAACAAAAUACAUGACUGGAGACUGGGACAGUCAGGCCACGACAUCUCGCCUUCACUCUGCCCUACCCCCCAGUGGCCCUUCAGCCCCUUGGCCCUUAGUGUCCCUAGACCUCAAGAUUCCUUUUUACAUAUUCAUGAGUGAGUCAUGGAGUCGAUCCAUACUUCCCUGCUGUCAGCUGAGGCUGUUCCUGAGGUGGCAGCCAGGUCCCCAGGGGCCAGCUGCAGAGCACAUAGUGAGUCCCUUGCACAGGGGCUGUUCGGACGCAGGUGCAGCUUCUCUACAUGCUGGGAGCAGUAGACAGCCAUCUUUCUUUGUCUUUGGUAAUUCCUCAGCACUGGACACUUCCAGGACCAGCGGGGAACUCUUUGCCUGAUCAUUGUCACUCCUGGCUGCCAAUCCAGGAGUUCCUCUCAUCUCGUCUCCAGACGAGGUUGGUCAAAGUCACCCUUUAGUACCUCUAGAUUCUUCUGCACACACCUUAGUGUCCUGAACAGCACCAAGCUGUUGUUUCUGUCCUCACUAUGGGAAUGUUGUGGCAUGUUGGUGACCUCUCAGUGGGAUCAGGCUCAACCUGGACAGCACUGAGCAUGAAUCAGAGAUGGGAGCAAGGAAAACAGAGAAAAGAUUGGGAACUUGGACGUUCUGUGCCUCUCACUAACUCUAAGACCUGACUUGAGGACACCGACCUGUAGUCUCACUUGUCCCUGCCUGGUUCCCUCACCUGCUAAGCUGCACUUGGGAUACGCUCCCCCAAACUAGCAUGCAGUCAAUGCAUCCCUCCAUCCCUAGUCUUCUCCAAAAGCACCAUUGGGAACAUGUGACGAUGGGUUUUUGAUUUACAAGUGGUGCAUUUCGCUUAGAGUGGAACAAAAAGGAAACCAUUUAACGACCCCCGUGUUUCCAAGCAUGAAUACAUUUUAAUGAAAUUAUUUUAUUGUAUUUGAGGAAAUGGAGAGUUGAACAUUCCAACCAAUCAAUAACCAAUUAAUUGCUGUAAAGCUUAAAAGAAAAGAAAUCCCAAGUCUAUUUUAAACAUCCUGAAAAACUCAGAGCCUCAUAGUCAGGACUUCCUCUCCAUGCCACGCACACAAGUGCAUGGACAGGGGAGUUCACUCACACACACAUACACACGCGUGUGCACACAUACACUCACACAUGUACACAGUCUCACACAGUCACAUACAAACACACACAGUCACACACGCUCUCUCUCACACACAUACACACACGUACACACACACGCACUCACACAGUCACACACACACAUACACACACGUACACACACACGCACUCACACAGUCACACACACACAUACACACACGUACACACACACAUACACACACGUACACUCUCUAAUACUAAGACAGGAAACUCAGAAGAACUUCUCUGUCCCCGAUGCCAGUUCUUGCUGCCUGUCUUUGCCUUUGGUCACAGAGGUGAGCAGCCUCAGCUGCAGCCUGUCCUGGGGCUCAGAAAGGGACAGAGCUGGCCCCCAGGGCCAAGCUACGAGCACAGUGUGGGUGGUGAGGGCCUACUGUUGCCAGCAGGGUUCUUUUCUACCCGGCUACAGGGUCGCCCCCACAGAGGGCAGGGGGUGGGAUUUUGACUCCUGCUGUAUGAUGCUGCCCUGGUUUGUCACCCUCUAGUGGCCUCUGGACAUUGAGUAUUUGUAGGAAUGCAGAUGACAUUCCAAUGGAACUCUGCCAGGAAGACAUGUGGGUUUUGCUUCUCAUUCUUUUAGAUGGUUAACACUGCCCUAGGGACUGGCCCAGCAUCAAAGAAAUGCAUAUCUACUGUAUCCGCCAAAGUUUGUGAUGCCUGCAUAGACGCUUGUUAAAAAAUAUACAAAAAAACAACAAAAAAUAAACAAAACCACACAAUUGAAUUGCCUUUGAAAGUGGGAGAUGAUCUGUCUCCAACAGAUUGAGAAACAAAAAGCUUCUUAAAAGUGUGUAUGUUUUAUAUUCUUUUUUUCUAGUAGAACUGACUUGAAAUAUUGGUGGUUUUUUUUCUUAGUGAUGUGUGUUGCUUUUGUGUGUGAUAAUAUUUGAAUGUAAUUACAGCAGUGCCAAUUUGCCAAAGAUGUUGGACAUAUUUUUCUUUUGUUGGGGAAGGGCGGGGCUUCGGGUAGGAUUUGGGAGGACACUGGGAUGGGAUACUGGUUUAAUUUUUUCCAAACUUUUUUUCUCGUCAAACCUGGGAUUUGUGAUUUUAUUUUAAGUUAAAUGGUUGACUGCAACACCUUUAUUUUAAAUUAGCUGGAGAAACAUGCAAUAAGGUUGGCGUAGUUUCAAUAUCUGUGUCUUUUCAUGAGUGAUUGUUCCUUGUGAAGAAUUGAUUUUAUGUAACCUUUAUGUGAGAUAAUUAUUUGUAAAUAUUUGCCAUAAUUUUAUUGGUUCCUAAAAUAAAAGUAAUUUUUUAAGUUCA